Molecule: messenger RNA, 724 nt
Organism: Rubroshorea leprosula
Lineage: Eukaryota; Viridiplantae; Streptophyta; Magnoliopsida; Malvales; Dipterocarpaceae
Source: the annotation of a GenBank genome assembly
AUCUUCAACCCCCAUCCCUCCCUGCCAUUUUUGUUAUUUCCCUGUUCUCCAGCACCGACAUCAACACCAAUCCAGCGACAUCAUUCUUUCCCUUUCUCAUUUUUCUCUCUACUCUCCACCCUCCUCUUUCCUCCUUCCUCAUUUCCCUUUUCUUUCCCUUUUUUUUUCUUUUUCUUUUUCCUUUUCUUUUCUAGUUGGGGUUUAGAACCCAUAUUGGGAUUGGGGUGAAGAAGAUAAGAGAAAAUGCUGAGAACAACACUCCCAGUUGCACCGUCUUCUUCUUCGAUGCGUUGUCUUUCAGUUUGCAAACCUUCAAUGCGGUCGCCGUCUCCGAACUUCUCUUCUAUUCUCAUCAAUGGCGACAAUACCAGUGCUUCCAAUAAGGAUUCAUUAGAUGAAGAUGAUCGAGAGGAACUACGAGCUGCCUGCGGACUGGAUGGAUUGGGAGAAACGUGUCUAUACGAGCUACGAUUCGAUGAUUUGCAAGAUCAUGGGAGUGUUGUAGUCGCAGUUGAUGAACACUCGCCCCAGUGUCACGUUGGGGAUGAUGGUCCUGAUUGCGCUCAGCUUGUUGAUCUCUAUCGUCGUGGUUUUCUCUCAAUUGACGGAGAUGGCUAAGGGGAUUUUGGUCGCCGGCAUUGAUGCUGUAUUUUGAGAAAUUGAAAUUACAAAAUCAUUAUUUUUUUUCCACGUAAUUUUUCUAAAAUAAAAGUAUUAAUUCGUG